Messenger RNA from Xenopus laevis (African clawed frog), 1565 nucleotides. RefSeq names its product serine protease inhibitor Kazal-type 1. Lineage: Eukaryota; Metazoa; Chordata; Amphibia; Anura; Pipidae. The transcript is spliced from 4 exons. The record is from RefSeq and is a predicted model, not a curated record. The coding region runs from base 93 to 329 and encodes 78 amino acids.
UCAAGUAUAAAUAAGCAAGAGUGGAUGUAGCAAAAUUAAACUCCUCAAGAACCUCUGCAGGACACAUAUAAAGAAAAUCUGCUACUCUGAUCAUGAAGACAGUUCUUAUUUUCCUGCUUUGUUCAUCAGCAUUUCUGUGCAUAAUGGGUUUGCCUGUUUCUUCUGAUAUGGAAUAUUGCUCUGUCUAUGCUGAACACAGAAAUUGCAAUAAGAUCUACAGUCCUGUCUGUGGAACAAACAGAAUAACCUACCCCAACAAGUGUAUUUUCUGUCUUGAGAGCAGGAUGAAAAACUAUAGAAUCAGACUUGACCACGAAGGCAGGUGUUAGUGAAAGACCCACUGUCUAUUUGUGUUAACUAUGCACAUACUUUUUACUUCAGCACAUAUAUCCACAGUUCAUUUAAGAAAAGGAUUUCAAGAUCAAUUGUAAUUUUUGUAUAUUUCACAUGUACUGUAUUUGCUGUAUUCUACAUAAAUGUAUUUCUGAGGAGGGAAAAACGAAUAUCAAACAGAAGAUAAGGACCCAAAUAAUUGAAACAAUUCAAACUGGGAGGCCCAUUUAUCAACAUUUGAAUUUUAGUGGUUUUAUGACUUCAAUUAAACUCUCUUUCCCUAUAAUCACAAAUGUCUUGUAAUUUAGUAAAAAACACGAAUACAAAAAGUACGAAGGAAAAAAAAACACUGAACAAUGCGCUAAAAAAAAGAAAACCUCUAAAAAUUCCAGUUUUUCAAUUACCAGUGAAAAAGAUUUGAAAACCUCUAUAAAAAAAGGUCCAAUGAUCAGCGAAGCUCCCAUUGACUACUAUAGGACAUCAACUGCUUUUACUUGCCAGUUUUGUAUUAGAGUUGUCUGUGGUAUUUUUAAAACUUAUAAAUCUUGUUGGUUUUUUUUUUUUAAUUAAGGCCCCUUAGUUGAGGUGAUGGGUUUCAAAGUAAAAAAAUACAAUGCAUAUUUAAAACCAAAAUCUUCAAUUAUUUUUUAUCAGUAAUUGUUAUUUAUUUUUUGGGUCCUGAUCUUCUGUUUGAUGUUGGCAUAUGGAUGAGUCCUAUGACCCUGUUUUAUUAUUUAUGAGGGCUAUUGUUGGGUUAAAGAGAUACUGACACCAGAAAUUAAACCAUUUUUACAUCUACCAUAGUAUUGUCAUUGUUUGCUACAUAUAAGUUUGCCAUAAAGUAUUUUCCUCCCUAUACUCGUCUAUGAGGGGGCUGCCAUAUUUGUACAGUAGGAGUCCGUUAGCAUUAAAAACUCUGACAGGCUGAGAUGGAACAGUCAGGUUGGCAAAACAGUCAGGUUUAGGAACAGCAACUAAAAAUUAUUUAAAAAAACAUACAGGUACCUCUCAGCAAAAAACGAUCAACAUGACCUAUAGGUAACUUUUAAUGUACAUUCAUAUUUUAAAAAGUAGUUUUUUAGCAUCAGUAUCACUUUAACUAUUUAUUAGCGACUUUAGUAGUUGUCUUAUACCUUGUCAUAUUUUACCCACAUAUCUAAGGGAAGUUGGGUUAUAUGUGGAAAGACUUGCAUGACUUAUAACGAAUAAACUUUUGCCAAUAACAUUAAAAA